Messenger RNA from Aspergillus chevalieri, 339 nucleotides. RefSeq lists its product as uncharacterized. The record is from RefSeq and is a predicted model, not a curated record. NCBI's taxonomy places the organism in Eukaryota, Fungi, Ascomycota, Eurotiomycetes, Eurotiales, Aspergillaceae. The transcript has a single exon. Bases 1 to 339 code for a protein of 112 amino acids.
AUGGCGGUACAAGCACGCGAUACGUUCUGGCUCAAAGGCCAGCCGUACUCGCUUCCCGAGAUGCUCGACUAUGAUGCGUUGGCACCCGCUUUCUCCAAGACACCGUGCAUCAAUCGUGGAUCGAAGCUGAAGCUUAUCAUCGUUGGUAUGCACCUGUGGCGGAUCGGAUCGUCAAGACUGUCCACGUCCCCCGGCGCCUUCUUCGCACAACUCCCAUCGCAAGGUUUCCCGGACCCUGACUCCGACGGGCCAGAACUUCUCAUUACGCUAUCUCACUGCGGUGGCCACGCGCUGUCGAUAUUUAUCGAAGCGGGCAACCCCGAAAUAGGACUGAGGUGA